AGAAAUUUUUAUGGAAUGGCACAAAACAAAUAUGACCUGUGCCUUGUUCCGACAAUUAACAACAACAAAACACGAAGACAACCAUGGUAUAGGGAAAGAUUGCAAACAGAGUUGACAAAACUAAGUAGGGUAGGAGCAGGGCCACGCAAAAAUGCUUGCAUUCUUGGAACGCACUGGUCUUUUCUUGUUGGAGGUUUGGAUGAUUUUCGAGACGGGUUACCUCCAGAUGAAAAUGCUGGUGUACUGCGCAAGGUACGUGUCGGCUCUAGAACAGUCCCUGGCAUGUCGGAUGUUUUCCCUCCUCUUCCACUUCCACUGAAGUCUAAAAAGCAGUUGAGCAAAUAUGACAAAUGCUUUGCCAAGUGCACACCUAACCAGCAUAAGAGAAGGAAUCGGAUUGAGGGCUUGGAGGAAGCUUUGCUGAGCCACCCCCUCGCACUGUAUCCACAGCUUGUUCAGGCAGUGGAACCGCGGGUAACGAUAAUCAUGAACAUAGAACUUUAUACAGUUUUUGAAGAUGUAGUCAACCUUCUGGAUCCAUCUAUGAACAAGCAGAAGGCUGAGGUGCUAAUGGCAGAGAAGAAUGUAGAAGCAACCAUCAACCAAUCUUCAAUCAGAAAACCGCUGCUUACCUCAUCAUUGGCCAAAUCUCAAGGCACAGCUACGGAUGAGAAGCGACCGCGUUGCUCAUACGUUCUUCCAAAGAGCACGUCGGAUGGAGCAGGAGGAGUGAGUGCAUCUGAUGUCGGACAACAGAACGAGCAGAUGCGCAGGUUAGCGCGGAAGUUUUACGAGCUGGUAAGGGACGUGGGACCGGGCAGCUAUUCCGUUGAGGAGCCGGCCGUACUCAACCUGUUCACGGGAGAGCUGGACAACAAGCCUGCGAUGACGUUCCCCAUCCACGUAGUGUCGACUAACAGCGUGCCGUCUGAGCUGAAGGCGGAGGCUGGCAUGUCACAGUAGUCAUAGACCAAGCUAAAGUCCUUAGCGCGAACAGUAGACCAACACAGGCGGCAGGUAAACCGACGGUAGGAUGGUCGCGCUACAACUACGGCAGCUGGUACCUAAAGCCGUCGCUUUGGAAGAAACGACCUAAGAAUGAACCUCUGGUAGAUGUCUACUCCCUGAACGAGAACAUGACGCAAGCGAAAAGCGCCAGCGGAGCGCUGAACCAAGAGUUGGCAAAACUGCACGGAUCCAAUGCAUUCAAGCGCUUUAUAGAGAAAAGCGGAAAAUACAACAUGCCCGAGAACCAAGAGUUGGCAAAACUGCACGGAUCCAAUGCAUUCAAGCGCUUUAUUAGUAGACAUUUAGGAAAGCGCCGGCUUCUCCACACUUAUUGUUUACAUUUAUAAUUUCCCAUGAGUCUGCAUGAGCUUCGCCGCACGGCGUAAGCAACCAAUAUAAAUUUCGCCAUAUUCGCCGGGUGAUAUAUUGGUGUCACCCGCCACCAGCUACCUGCGUCAUCCCUUAGGGACCGGAUUUGUUGACGUAGACGUUAGUAGAGAACG
Molecule: messenger RNA, 1511 nt
Organism: Priapulus caudatus
Lineage: Eukaryota; Metazoa; Priapulida; Priapulimorpha; Priapulimorphida; Priapulidae
Product: protein FAM47E-like
Exons: 9
Coding region: 16-963 (315 amino acids)
Source: RefSeq, a predicted model, not a curated record